Molecule: messenger RNA, 387 nt
Organism: Zymoseptoria tritici IPO323
Lineage: Eukaryota; Fungi; Ascomycota; Dothideomycetes; Mycosphaerellales; Mycosphaerellaceae
Exons: 2
Coding region: 1-387 (128 amino acids)
Cellular component (GO): cytosol
Molecular function (GO): protein-disulfide reductase [NAD(P)H] activity
Source: RefSeq, a predicted model, not a curated record
AUGCCAAUCAUAACCGACUUCACCCUCCCCACCUCUCCGGCGUCGUUGGAAACUCCAAAGGACACCCUGUUCCUGGCAUUCAUCGCCUCGAAUGAACCCUCAACAGGACAAUCCUGGUGUCCAGACGUGCGAGCUGCGCUGCCGGUCCUACAGAAGGAGUUUUCUUCAGCGGAUAGUCAGGAUCUGGCGUUUGUUGAGGUGGGACAGCGGCCUGAGUGGAGAGAUCCGAUGAAUGUCUUCAGGCAAAAAUGGGUGGUGAGCAGUGUGCCUACCUUGGUCAAGUUUGAGAAAGAGAAUGGAGGAUUGCGCGAAGUGGGAAGGCUAGUGGAGGGUGAGAUCCUGGAUCAGCAGAAGCUGAAGGCAUUGAUAGAUGGUGAUUCUGCAUGA